Molecule: messenger RNA, 2274 nt
Organism: Arabidopsis arenosa
Lineage: Eukaryota; Viridiplantae; Streptophyta; Magnoliopsida; Brassicales; Brassicaceae
Source: the annotation of a GenBank genome assembly
GUUAUUCAGAUAUCCCAUGAUUUGGAUUCGCUCUGUUCUCCUUUUUCCUAAAGAAUGAGGGACUGACUUAAGAGAGCUUGUAAACAUGCUUGUAUUGUUUGAGACGUCAGGUGGUUUUGCACUCUUUAAAGUAUUAGAUGAAGGAAAGCUCGCUAAUGUUGAGGAUUUGGGUGAUGAGUUCUCGUCUGCAGAGUCAGCUCGAAGGAUGGUUAGGCUAAUAGCUUUUCAUAAGUUUGAUAACACAUCUGAAGCUCUUGAAGCAGUGGCUAAACUGGUAGAGGGAACUCCAAGCAAAGAUUUACGCAAGUUCUUGAAAAAUAACUGUGGUGAUGGUGAAACCUUAGCGGUGGCUGAUUCAAAGCUUGGAAAUAUUAUCACUGAGAAACUGGACAUACAAUGUGUUCACAACAACGCUGUUAUGGAGCUAUUACGCGGUGUGAGAAGCCAGUUAACCGAACUUUUAUCCGGAUUGGAUGAUAACGAUUUAGCUCCAAUGAGCCUGGAAUUGUCUCACAUCCUUGCUAGAUAUAAACUAAAAAUCACCUCUGAUAAGGUGGAGACCAUGAUAAUCCAAGUUAUUGGUCUGCUUGAUGAUCUUGACAAAGAGCGUAACACUUACGCUAACGGGGUUCGUGAAUUGUACGGUUUGCAUUUUCCCGAGCUUGCGAAGAUCGUACAGGACAAUAUCUUAUAUGCCAAGGCUGUUAAACUAAUGGGGAAUCGGAUUAAUGCUGCAAAUCUAGACUUCUCCGAGAUAUUGGCUGAUGAAGUUGAAGCAGAACUUAAAGAGGCUGCUGUGAUAUCUAUGGGAACUGAAGUCAGUGACCUUGAUUUGAUGCACAUCCGACAACUCUGUGACCAGAUUCUGUCUCUUGCUGAGUACAGAGCUCAGCUUAAUGACUACUUGAAGAGUAGAAUGAACAAAAUUGCACCAAAUCUAACUGCCCUUGUCGGGGAGCUAGUCGGUGCUCGCCUAAUUUCUCAUUGUGGUAGUUUAUUAAACCUCGCAAAGCUACCUGGGAGCACGAUUCAGAUUCUUGGAGCUGAAAAGGCCCUAAAUAGAGCCCGCAAGAACAAACACGCCACUCCAAAGUACGGUCUAAUCUACCACGCACCUGUGGUUAGCCAAGCUGCACCAGAGCACAAGGGUAAAAUCUCACGGUCACUAGCUGCAAAAGCUGCUCUUGCUAUCCGGUGUGAUGCUUUUGGUGAUGGCCAAGACAGCACUAUGGGAGUGGAAAACCGCUUAAAGCUUGAAGCGCGGUUGAGAAAUCUUGAAGGAGGAGAUUUAGGAGCCUUCGAAAAAGAAGAAGUUUAUGACAAAGAUGAAAAGAAGAAAACUGAUGAUGAGGAGCCUAAAACUGAGGACCCUUCGAAGAAGAGGAAGACGGAAGCAGAACCUGAGACAGCAGAAGAGCCCGCAAAGAAGGAGAAAAAGAAGAGUAAACACGAGCCUAUUACUCGUUCCGGUGAGUUUCUUUCUUGCGAUGGGUUUUUACUUGUUCGUGAGGAAGAGGGUGAAGUGUCUGUUCUUGGAGCAGCUUCUUUGCUCGAGUUUUGCGGCGGCCCCCUCCCAGGUGGGAUGUGGAGUCGUUUCUGGUUUGGUUUGGCUGCUCAGCGAGGCUUGGUGGCGUUUCCGGUCAGUUCGUGGUGAGAGAUGGGUCUGAGUUGUUCUGUCGGAUCUGGUUGGGCCGUGUUUUCUUGUUUGUUGGUGGCUCUCGAUCGUUUAUGCGGUCGGUUUGCUCUUCUUGCUCCUUUGUCUCCCAUCCUCCGGCGUCAAUUUUUCAGAUCUGGUUCUUCCUUUCUCGGGUUUGUUGCUCUGGUUUGCGGGUUCUUCUCCGGAUUGUUUUGGAAUUUUUGGAAUCUUCUUUUUGUGGGAUCUUUGUCUGUCCUGUAGUUGGAUCUUGUUUGAGUGAAGUUUCUGUUCUGGCCAAUUGCUUGCUUGCCGUGGUGUUGUGUUUGGCAUCGAAUGUCCUGGAAAAUCUCUCCUUGUGAAGAGACGGACUCGUUGCUAUUUGCCAUUGGCUCUAGGCUCAUUUUCUUUGGUUGGUUCUUCUGUCUCAUUAAGAUCUGCUUCGUUUUGGAGUUUGUGGGUCACUUUUUUGCCAUCAUAAGCGGUAUCUCUACCAGUUUUGAGGUUAUCGACUUCUCGGGGUUGGUUUGGAACGUUUAAUACUAUCCAAAGCUCUAUCAAUUCUUUCAGCAGAGAGAAGAGCUAUACAAUGGGUUUUGAUUCGGUUCCUCUCCACAAGUCAAUUAAGGCAAUUGUGCGUU